This is a messenger RNA of Vanessa atalanta (red admiral), 4091 nucleotides long. RefSeq names its product fanconi-associated nuclease 1-like. Gene Ontology annotation, cellular component: nucleus. The coding region runs from base 146 to 2707 and encodes 853 amino acids. The transcript is spliced from 11 exons. Gene Ontology annotation, molecular function: 5'-3' exonuclease activity; 5'-flap endonuclease activity; flap-structured DNA binding. NCBI's taxonomy places the organism in Eukaryota, Metazoa, Arthropoda, Insecta, Lepidoptera, Nymphalidae. Gene Ontology annotation, biological process: interstrand cross-link repair. The record is from RefSeq and is a predicted model, not a curated record.
AGUUAGUAAGUACAUGUUCUAAAUAAUUUAGCUGUAUAUUGUAAAUACUACAAAAAUUACUAAUGCUUUCAUACAUAGUUACGGUUUUUUAAUUUUAUUCUAAGCUGAAAUUAGUUAUUACAAAAAUAGCUAAAAGUUUACAUAUAUGGUAUAUAAAAAAUUAAAAAAUAUGAAUCAACAGACAACAUUGAACAAGUAUUUCAAAAUAAAGACAAAUUCUUUUAAAGAAAUGGAUACGAACCGUAAAAAGAAAUGUAAUUUAAGUAUAACCAAAACACCUAUAAAGUCGCCUAAGCUAACACUUGAAAACGAACAUGUGGUUGAUUUAAUUAGUGACGAUGACGAUGAUGAGGGGUCAAUAAGUUCUAAAACAUGUGAACUUAAUCAGAGUCAGACAAGCUCGUCUGAAUCAACAUUGAUCUACACGCCAGAAAUGCUGCAUAAAUUCCCUGUAAAUCAGUCGCCUUUUGGGGAAAUUUCAAAUAAAUCUUCAAUGUCCCCUAGCUCUGAUCAAAAAUCUUUAAACAAAUCAUCACCUAGUUUCCGUAGUCCAUCAACAAGCCACAAAUAUUUUUCACCUACAAAAAAGAGAAGUAUUAAAGUCAGAACUCCUACCAAAGCUAAAAGAAAUCUUAGUGAUAUAAUAUCAAAAUGUGAUAAACAAAAUAUUUUUAAUAAUGAGGAAUUCCAUCAAGCUUCAAACAAUCUGGAUGACUCGACAAUUUUUCUAUUAAAGAUAAUUUAUCAGUUUUUAUGUGACGAUAAUUUGAAACCACUCUUAGAAGAAAGUAGUUGCAGUCUCCUGUCAAGGGCAAUGAAAGUAAAAAAGCCUGGCAUGAGAUUAGUAUGCAGACUGUAUUGGCAGCAGGAAGGCUGGCGUAGAUGGGAUAAAGUGAAGAAGAUUAUGAUUGGCAAAUUUAAAGUUGAUGAUCCAACUCUACAUGAAGCAAUUAACUCGCUGAUAGAAAGUGGAUUUAUUACUGUGGCAAAUACUAAUAAUGGUGAAGAAAUAUAUUUUGAUGAGUUGCUGAAAAUGCUUAAGCAGGAUGAAUUGAAGUUAAUAUGCAAGGAAUUUAAAAUUAAAACUACAAAAAAGGAUGACGCUGUUCAGUCAUUAAAAAAUUUUUGUUCUCAGAAAACAAAUAUAACCAAUUACUUUGCUGGUAGUAAAAGCACAAAUGAAACUCGAGUUUUGAAUUUGCUGCGCUCCAAAGUUGGUCCAUGUUAUAAGCUCUCAGAUGAGGCUCGGAACACACUUAAGGAGCUCUAUAUUCUCAUGUACCUGGGCAUGGAUUAUAGUAUAAUAAAAGAAAAGAGACUAGAAUUAAUGUUGCUCAAUGAUAAGACAAAAAGGGAAACUUUUCCCAUUUGUAAAGAUAUGGAGAUUGAUAAUGCAAGCUUAGUAUUCAAAAAUAGAGAACAAUUUUUAAGUUAUGUUAAUGCCGGUGUAUUAUAUGAAGACAUAAAGGAAGCUACUGAUCUGUCCGAGAAGUGUGAAAAGAUUAAGCGAGUAUAUGAUCUAUACAACGAAAUGAGUAAAGAAGAAUUGAUGAGUUACAUCAAGCUACCGGUGUGGCUCCGUCGGUACACACCGGCAUACAUAUAUGUGAAAAUUUUGGAAGCUGGAAUUCAAGAAUUGAAAAAAUCCAAAGUGGAAAAGAAUAUACUUUUAGCUGUAGACAUUCUUUCGACACUUUUAAAGCAAACCGCAUUCAGAGAACACAAGAGGGCGGAAUGGUAUUCGGAGAAGGCGCUCAUUCUCGAUAAAUUAUUGUUCCUUCCCGAGAAGGCAGCUGAAGUACUAUUAGAAGGUUUCAAUUCGAACCUUCCAGAAAAAUAUCUAGAUUUCAUACGACCUCGAGCUAAGUUGUUGGCGAAUCGACAGACAAGUCCCAUAAGCUCAGCUUUAAAGGUCCAGCUACUUUCACGAGCAGAUAAAUAUGACAUACUGGAGAAGAAUAUAAAAGCGGUGCACAUAUACAAACAGCCCAUGUAUAAUGGUGGCAGAGGCAAAAUUAAAUUCGAGACACGCACUGCCGAUGGCAUGCUAGUGCAAGAAGCCGAGGAGUAUUGUAAAUAUCACUACAUACAGGAGGGAAAGUACACACAUGGUGGUCACUGGGAGGGCAGUAUAGUGACUACAAUAUUCUUCCUAUUAUUCUGGGAUAUAAUAUACGCUCAAUUGGAAGGAGUUCGUGGGAUUUACUUGUCCUACUACCAGACUUACCCUCUGGACAUGUUCUGCGAAGGUUUCUACAACAAUAGGAAGGCUUUGAUUGAGAAACGACUGAAAGAAAUAGAGGAAUCUACGACUGAAGAGAUUUUGACUAAAAUUGAAACUGCCUGGGAAAGUAGACCAGAAACGGAGCAGUCGGGCGUGUGGCGCGGCGCGGGCGGCGCGGGCGGCGAGGCGGCGCGCGCGGUGGCGGCGCGACUGGCGCCCGCCCGCGUGGCGCGCGUGUGCGCCCGUCUGGCCGCCGACUUCGCGCACGCGCACUCCGGCUUCCCCGACCUCACGCUGUGGAACGAGCGCACGGGCGAGAUUGCAUUCGUGGAAGUGAAGACUGACUCCGACAAGCCGUCCAUGAAGCAGAUACAAUGGAUGCAUUACAUGCAGCAGCACGGCAUCGACACCGAGUUCUGCUACGUCGGCGUCCACACCGGCCGAGCCCGCUCCCGGAACACGCACGAGCUGGAGGAACACUAGUUAAUGCACAAAUUAUUCAAUACGGUUAUGUACUACUAAAACAACCGCUAGUAUUCAUAUUGUUAUUAUAUAUUUUAAUUUUAAAUUCAUAAGUGUUACCACUGCCUAUACACAUUGGCAGUAUAAAACUUGGAUCAUGGAAACUCAGAUGACCCCUAUUGCCUGUAAUGGAACGAAACAUUUUAAAAAUGAUUUAUUUUUAUUAAACCAAGAUUUUAUAUGAAUAUCAUAAAAAUGUAUAUUUUCGUUUAAUAAAUGUUAUUUUUUUUAUAACAUACCUAUUUUUUACACCUAUCUAAAAUAAAUAAAAAUAUGCAUAGAUAGAUCUAUGGGAUGUUUACCAAAAUAAUCUUAACUAAUAUAAUAUAAUUUAGACCAUGACAUCUAAAGCACGAGCGUCACUCACUAAUGCACGCCAUUAUAAUACGACUUAUAACGAUUAAAAAGAUUUCAAUUUCUCUAUGAAAACAAUUUACACGGUCGGUUCCAUGGGUCAUUGUGGUUGUUCGAACAGAAAGACCCCCGUGUGACGUCAAGGAUGAAUUAAACGCGACGAACGAAGUAAAAUAAUCCUAGUAGUAACCUUUAUUGCACACAGGCCCUUCCUAACCCAGGGUUGCAAAAGAGGUUUCUUUUUCAAGUCGAGUCAAGUCUUGGACCACAGGUGAGAUGCGUUUGAAAGAUAACUAAAAUCUUUUUUAGCAAAGGGAGAUCGCCAGACGACUGCCUGCAUUCCUUCUUUUGAAAAAGACCUCUUCAAUAAGUUUAAAAAAAAGUAAUAAUUGAGUGUUUACACAAUAAUGAGGAUAUGAAUAAUAAAUAAUGUUUGGGCAGCCGUCGCGAAUGUAGCUUAGAAGAGAGCUGAACUCUUGCCGAGCCCUACUUCUGUCCCUCCUGCCUAUACUGCUUACAUUAGAGCUGGAAGCCAGUGACUCCCCGUUACUGCUUUCUAAGUAGGGAUGUAACAGUUCGCUUGUAACGCAUGACGUAUGGUGCAAGUUCCGAUUAAGGAAUUCUGGAGCGUGUUCGCUGCAAUGGCGGUCCAAAGUUGACUUAAUUACGACGUCACACUUGUGGUGUGGUGGGUUUGAUUCUACCACAAAAUUAGGCGUUAUAAAAGUAGAAAUUAAGCUUAUAGUGAUUUGUACUUUUAAUCAAUGCAUUAUUGUAAUUUUAAGAAAAAAUAAUUUUGUGGUACAUUUAUUUCAAUUAGUAUAAUUUUAUUUGUUAGGAAAAAAAGCUGUGUAUAAGAAUAAAAACAAUAUUUUCGGAACAUUUAUUUUAAGACUAGAUAAUAUAUGGUUGUUAUAUUUCUUAAAAUUCAAAAAUGGUGCUAUAUAAUAUAAUGUAACUAUGUAUACUAAUUAUCUCUUACUAUAUUUAG